This is a messenger RNA of Mycosarcoma maydis (corn smut), 369 nucleotides long. RefSeq lists its product as uncharacterized. The transcript has 2 exons. The coding region runs from base 1 to 369 and encodes 122 amino acids. The record is from RefSeq and is a predicted model, not a curated record. NCBI's taxonomy places the organism in Eukaryota, Fungi, Basidiomycota, Ustilaginomycetes, Ustilaginales.
AUGUCAGGCUGGAUCCUCAUACCCUCGGUGCUGGUACCGCUGAUCAUUGUGGGUGCAGUAGCAUCGCGUUUCUUUGGCGCCAACAAACAGAGUGGCUACACGGGCAAAUACGACCCCAAGACAGGACUUGGCCGAGGUGCUCCUGGCUUUCAAACAGGCGUUAAGCGUAUGGCGGUGACACCAGAGAUUGCUGCAAGGAUGCGAGCAGGAGAGCAAGUGUCAGCCGAAGAGAUCGAAGCAGCCAUCGCAAAAGCACAGUCGGCGAAUCAAGCCAAUUCGACGGCGGUACGUAACCCUAACGUUGAUCAGGACUGGCUGCCACAAGGUAGAAGCAGUCCUGCUGGCAAGAAGGGUAAUAAGAGACGCUGA